AGCCAAUCAAUAAUAAUUACAAAUAAUAAAUCUAUAAGAAAAAAGGCGAAAUGUUGAAUUUCUCAUCGUCUCCCUCUCGUUCAAUAAACAAGACAAACACGGCCUGUUCUGUUUUUCUGCGAUGUUCUUCGUCUUGAUCUCCAGAUUGGUUUAACUCCGUUGACUCAAAUUUUUGAAAGAGGGAGAAACAAAACUCGGACUUGGACUUGGGAUCCUUGUCGGCAAUGCGACGCUGGUUCGCCGCGAAAUCCCUCUCGAGAGAGGAAACCACCCUUUUCUCAUUCUCUUCUUCUUCGGCGACGCAAUUGUUCUCCCCGCGUUUCCACAAGUCUCUUAUUCUUCCUCUCUGCUCAGAUCCAAGAGAUGUCCGCUAAUUCUCAUCCUCCCAAUUCCAAAAAUGUCCUCUGUAACGCAGCCGCCGGUGCCGCCGCCGGGGUUUUUGCGGCUACGUUUGUGUGUCCACUUGAUGUUAUAAAAACGAGGUUUCAGGUUCAUGGGCUGCCAAAGCUCGGGGAUGCAAACAUCAAAGGUAGUCUAAUUGUUGGGAGUCUUGAGCAGAUCUUCAAGAAAGAAGGUCUGCGUGGCUUAUACCGCGGUCUCUCCCCUACCGUGAUGGCACUUCUCUCCAAUUGGGCGGUUUAUUUUACAAUGUAUGAUCAGCUAAAGAGCUUAUUAUCUUCAAAUGAUAAGGAUCACAAACUCAGCGUUGGUGCUAACGUAAUGGCUGCCUCUGGUGCUGGAGCUGCUACUACAAUAGCCACAAAUCCUCUUUGGGUUGUCAAGACUAGACUUCAGACACAAGGAAUGAGAUCGGGUGUAGUGCCGUACAAAAGUACACUGUCUGCUUUAAGGAGAAUAGCUUACGAGGAGGGGAUUCGCGGAUUGUACAGUGGUCUUGUUCCUGCGCUAGCUGGUAUCAGCCACGUUGCCAUUCAGUUUCCUACGUAUGAGAUGAUCAAAAUCUACUUGGCCAAGAAAGGUGAUAAAUCAAUCGAUAACCUCAGUGCUCGUGAUGUAGCAGUUGCCUCUUCGAUCGCAAAGAUAUUUGCUUCCACAUUAACCUACCCGCACGAGGUGGUACGAGCAAGGCUUCAAGAGCAAGGACACCACAGUGAGAAACGUUACUCGGGCGUAAGAGAUUGUAUAAAGAAAGUGUUUGAGAAAGAUGGGUUUCCCGGUUUUUACAGAGGCUGUGCCACCAAUCUCCUGAGAACGACUCCUGCUGCGGCUAUCACAUUCACGAGCUUCGAAAUGGUUCAUCGUUUCCUCGUCACUCGUUUACCUUCUGAGCAAAGCUCUAUACUUUAGUUUGUUUGUUUGAUGAUGAUGACGAUUACAUGGUGUGGUUUAGUGAGGUUAUUUUACAACUGUUACUAAAGUUUCCCCCUUUCGGGGAAUAAAUCAGAAAAUAGGACUUCGUUUCUGGGCAACCCUUAGAUUCGUCUCACAGGCUUUUGUUUCUGUUAGGAGAAAUCAGAACUUGUGUGGGUUUAUGAAGAAUGGAAACUUGAGAGACACACAAAGAAUAGUGUUUAUCUUGGCAUUGUAAAAGACUGGUUCUUUUUAUUUUGGUCUCUCUCUUUGAUUUUGUGAAAGAGAGAGUUUGUGGUGAACAGGUGGGCUUCAUGUUCCUAAAGGAACCAUUGACUUUUUUUAAUGGAUUUUAUAGAAAAAUCUUAACUAAACAAACAAAAAUAUUAUGAAAUAUCUGGGCUUUGUGGUUAUGGAUUAGACUGUGUUUUCUUUUUAGCUGCUGUAUGAUAUAAUUAGGUGAGCUUUGGAUCCAUAUCUUGAUAUUUUAUGUAUUUAGAAUUGAAUAAAAAUGAAAAAACGAAAAAGCCAAUGAAAUGGAAUAAUAAUGAAAUUGAUGGGUUGUUGUUGCACUUUGCUUUUUCUUUAUCAGUAUCUAUCAAAACAUGGGAUACUUUUUUUCUGUUCCUAAUUUUGUUAUAAUGUGAUAUUAAAUGAAUAUCUUAGGGUUUCACACCCAUUCUACAGGUCAAGAAAAGCAAAAACAUUUUUAAGGAGGCAAGCAAAUGGUGAUGCAAACGGUGUGUUGUUGUUCUGCAAACGUUUUGAGAAUGUAUUUUUGCGUUGAUACUCAGCAAAAUUGUAUUCGUUGCACGACCACUGAAAACCAAUAAUACCAGAUAUGUAUGAAAGUAAUUUAAAUUAGUUUUGAAUUGACUCUUUUAUCAAUUUAUAACAAAAAAAAAU
Molecule: messenger RNA, 2217 nt
Organism: Thlaspi arvense
Lineage: Eukaryota; Viridiplantae; Streptophyta; Magnoliopsida; Brassicales; Brassicaceae
Source: the annotation of a GenBank genome assembly